AUAUUACAGUUUUUCAUAUGUAAAUAGCACGUGCGUUUGAGCUUUCGUUUAUCUCUGCAAAUCCACUGGAGAAGCAGGAGGAAGACGACCAAGAAGAAGGACUUUCCUUUCACUCUUUUAAGUCUCCUUCUCACUCUUGUUCUUUCUCUCUAGCUUCUCAAUCUCAAAUUCAGCGUGAUAAUCUCCAUUUGCGCAGUUGCUUCAAUUCUGAGGAGUAAUCAUGCGAUUCAAGGAAGAGUCUGUUGAAGAAAAGCUUGAUCAUAUUAAAAGAAAGCAAGAAGAGAUGUCUAUCCACAAGCAUUUUCCUGCUGAUCCUGUCAAACAAGCUGUGGACAAGUUCCCUCUCCUUCCUGAGUUUUUAAAGGUGAGAGGACUGGUGAAGCAACAUUUGGAUUCAUUUAAUUACUUUGUUAAAACCGACAUAAAGAAGAUUGUUCGUGCUAAUGAUCGCAUAGUAUCAAGUGUGGACCCAAGUAUUUAUCUGAGGUUUAAAGAUGUCCGAAUUGGUGAACCAUCAAUAACAGUGGAUGGUAUCAGUGAAAAACUUAAUCCUCAUACCUGUCGGCUAUCUGACAUGACGUAUGCUGCUCCAAUAUUGGUUAAUAUAGAGUAUAUUACAGGGAGUCAUGUUCAAAAAACCAGAGUGGAGAAGAAUGAUGUUGUUAUUGGAAGAAUGCCUAUCAUGUUACGGAGCUGUUGCUGUGUUUUAUAUAAAAAGGAUGAAGCUGAACUUGCAAGACUCGGUGAAUGUCCCCUUGAUCCUGGAGGAUAUUUUGUUGUAAAAGGAACCGAGAAGGUGAUCUUAAUACAAGAACAACUCUCGAAGAACAGAAUAAUCAUUGACACUGAUAAGAAGGGGAACAUAAAUGCAUCUGUUACAAGCAGCACCGAGUCAACAAAAAGCAAAACAGUUAUUGUCAUGGAGAAAGAAAAGAUAUGGUUGCAACUUAAUCAGUUUACAUCAAAGAUUCCAAUUAUGAUAGUGAUGAAGGCCAUGGGAAUGGAGAGUGAUCAAGAGGUGGUGCAGAUGGUUGGGAGAAAUCCUCGAUAUAGUGCCCUACUUUUGCCUUCUAUGGAGGAAUGUGCGAGUCAUGGUAUAUACACCCAACAGCAAGCUUUGGAAUUCCUUGAGAGGAAGGUGAAAAAGUUGCCGUUUUAUAACCCUUCACUUGAAAAGGAAGGAAGAGGAAUGGCUAUCCUACGUGAUACAUUUAUUGCUAAUGUUCCGGUACGUCAGAAUAACUUUCGUCCAAAGUGUUUGUAUGUUGCGGUGAUGUUAAGACGUAUGAUGGAUGCUAUUUUAAAUAAGGACGCAAUGGAUGACAAGGAUUAUGUAGGGAACAAGCGGUUGGAGUUGUCUGGCCAGUUGAUUUCUCUGCUCUUUGAGGAUUUGUUCAAGACGAUGAUUAGUGAGGUCAAGAAGACGAUAGAUGCCAUCCUUGCAAAGCCUAGCCGCUCUAGCCGGUUUGACUUUUCUCAAUUCAUAGUGAGAGAUAGUAUUACUGUUGGCCUAGAGAGGACCCUUUCUACUGGCAACUGGGAUGUCAAGCGGUUCAGGAUGCACAGAAAGGGCAUGUCACAGGUGGUAGCUAGGUUAUCUUAUAUAGGGUCAUUGGGGCACAUGACAAAAAUCUCCCCACAAUUUGAAAAGUCGAGAAAAGUAAGUGGACCUAGAGCAUUGCAACCUAGCCAGUGGGGUAUGCUCUGCCCAUGUGAUACUCCCGAAGGUGAAGCUUGUGGACUGGUAAAAAACUUGGCCCUGAUGACUCAUGUAACAACUGAUGAAGAAGAGAGUCCACUAAUAUCUCUGUGUUACUCUUUGGGUGUUGAAGACUUGGAACUACUUUCUGGCGAAGAGCUUCAUACACCAAAUUCUUUUCUGAUUAUAUUUAAUGGGCUCAUUCUUGGCAAGCAUAGGAGGCCCCAGCGUUUUGCUAAUGCAUUGAGGAAGUUACGGAGAGCUGGUAAAAUUGGGGAGUUUGUAAGCGUUUUUGUAAAUGAGAAGCAGCAUUGUGUUUACAUUGCUUCUGAUGGAGGUCGAGUUUGUCGUCCAGUUGUUAUUGCUGACAAGGGCAAAUCGCGAAUCAAGGAACACCAUAUGAAGGAAUUGAUUGAUGGAGUUCGCACUUUUGAUGAUUUUUUACGUGAUGGAUUGAUCGAGUAUCUUGAUGUCAAUGAGGAGAACAAUGCUUUGAUUGCUCUAUAUGAAGCUGAUGCUAAACCAGAAACGACUCAUAUUGAAAUAGAGCCUUUCACCAUCUUAGGUGUUUGUGCUGGGUUGAUUCCUUUUCCUCAUCAUAAUCAGUCCCCAAGAAAUACCUACCAGUGUGCAAUGGGAAAGCAAGCUAUGGGGAAUAUCGCAUAUAACCAGCUAUGUCGGAUGGACUCAUUACUGUACUUACUAGUGUAUCCUCAGCGGCCAUUGUUGACAACAAGAACAAUUGAGCUGGUAGGAUAUGAUAAGCUUGGAGCGGGGCAGAAUGCAACAGUUGCUGUAAUGAGUUACAGUGGCUAUGACAUAGAAGAUGCAAUAGUCAUGAACAAGUCAUCCUUAGAUCGUGGUUUUGGUCGUUGUAUUGUAAUGAAAAAGUUUUCUGCUGUCAAUCAAAGGUAUGAGAAUAAUGCAUCAGACAGAAUAGUUAGACCCCUGAAAGUGGGACAUGAUGCAGAAAGGAUGCAGAUAUUGGAUGAUGAUGGACUUGCUGCCCCUGGAGAAAUAAUUAAACCGAACGAUAUCUAUAUCAAUAAAGAGUCCCCUAUCAUUACAAAGGGUCCAUUAAUAUCUCCUGUGGGAUUACCAGAUAGUGCAUAUAAACCCAGUAGACAGACAUUCAAGGGUCCUGAAGGGGAGGCAUCUGUGGUGGAUAGAGUAGCACUCUGUUCUGAUAAGAAUAGCAAUCUGUGCAUUAAAUUUCUAAUUCGGCAUACUCGUAGGCCAGAGGUUGGAGACAAAUUCAGUAGUAGGCAUGGGCAAAAAGGUGUUUGUGGCACGAUUAUUCAACAAGAGGAUUUCCCAUUUUCUGAACGUGGCAUUUGCCCUGAUUUAAUUAUGAAUCCUCAUGGAUUUCCGAGUCGAAUGACAGUGGGGAAGAUGAUAGAGCUUCUUGGAGGUAAAGCCGGAGUUUCAUGUGGUAGGUUUCAUUAUGGCAGUGCCUUUGGAGAGCCAAGUGGUCAUGCAGACAAAGUCGAGACUAUAAGUAAAACCCUCGUGAAGCAUGGCUUUAGCUACAGUGGCAAGGACUUCAUUUAUUCAGGUAUCACAGGCUGUCCACUACAAGCAUAUAUUUUCAUGGGACCAAUUUACUACCAAAAGUUGAAACACAUGGUCCUAGAUAAAAUGCAUGCUCGAGGUAGUGGUCCCCGUGUCAUGCUAACGAGACAACCCACAGAAGGGAGAGCUCGAAAUGGAGGACUACGGGUUGGAGAAAUGGAAAGAGAUUGUUUGAUUGCUUAUGGUGCAAGCAUGCUGAUUUUUGAACGAUUAAUGGUAUCUAGUGAUCCUUUCGAAGUUCAGGUUUGCAGGGUGUGUGGCUUACUAGGAUAUUACAAUCAUAAGCUGAAAAUUGGCAUUUGUUCUACUUGUAAAAAUGGGGAUAAUAUUUCUACCAUGAAACUUCCCUAUGCAUGCAAGCUUUUAUUCCAGGAGCUUCAAGCAAUGAAUGUUGUCCCUCGCUUAAAACUGACUGAGGCAUGAGCAGCUGGUGCUCUUUGUCAAUUCCCCAAGCUAUACAUGGGUUUUUCAGCACGACAUGCCCUUCCUCUCAGAAUCAGAACGGAGAUGGAUAUUCUUGAUCAGUGAGAUGGUGCAGCCGCUUGGCAUGACUUAAAUGAGUCGUAAAUUUGUGGGUUUUCAUUCAGCGGUUUUGAAAAUUUUAAGUUAAAACUACCGAGGCAAAGAAGAAAAAGUACACAUGUAAAACUAGAAGAAAUUUUGAUCCAUUUGAUGUUGUAGGCUCCUGCCAAUGUACACAAGACAAACUGAAAUGAUUCUACAUAUUUUCUGUAGAAUUUAACUGAAUAAUGAAGUGACAUGAUUGAAAUUA
Messenger RNA from Vitis vinifera (wine grape), 4043 nucleotides. RefSeq names its product DNA-directed RNA polymerase III subunit 2. Bases 221 to 3694 code for a protein of 1157 amino acids. The record is from RefSeq and is a predicted model, not a curated record. Gene Ontology annotation, cellular component: RNA polymerase III complex. The transcript is spliced from 39 exons. Gene Ontology annotation, molecular function: DNA-directed RNA polymerase activity; ribonucleoside binding; DNA binding. NCBI's taxonomy places the organism in Eukaryota, Viridiplantae, Streptophyta, Magnoliopsida, Vitales, Vitaceae. Gene Ontology annotation, biological process: DNA-templated transcription.